CCUCUCAUUCUUCAAACACACCAUCAUUGAGAGAGAGAAAACUAAGAAAGCCAGAGCUCAGAGAGAGAGAGAGAGAGAGAGGGAGGGAGAUGGAGGAUACUGAAUCCAAGUUUAAGAGGGUUUGCGUGUUUUGUGGGAGUAGUUCAGGCAAGAAAGCCAGCUACCAGGAAGCUGCUGUUGAGUUGGCCAAGGAACUGGUUGAGAGAAGAAUUGAUUUGGUCUAUGGAGGUGGGAGCGUGGGGUUAAUGGGCCUUGUUUCUCAGGCGGUUCAUGAUGGUGGGCGCCAUGUUCUAGGAGUUAUCCCAAGGUCCCUAAUGCCCAGAGAGGUAACAGGAGAGCCUGUCGGGGAGGUUAGAGCUGUAUCUGAUAUGCAUCAAAGGAAAGCUGAAAUGGCUCGCCAAGCCGAUGCCUUCAUUGCCCUCCCUGGGGGCUAUGGGACACUAGAAGAAUUACUUGAAGUAAUUACAUGGGCUCAACUUAAUAUCCAUCACAAACCUGUGGGCCUCUUGAAUGUAGAUGGAUACUAUAAUUCGCUGCUGUCUUUCAUUGACAAGGCCGUUGAUGAAGGCUUUAUAUCGCCUGCCGCACGUCGCAUUAUCGUGUCUGCGUCCACAGCUAAACAAUUGUUCAGACAGCUAGAGGAUUAUGUGCCAGAACAUGAUGAAAUAACAGCCAAGUUGGUGUGGGGGGAGGUUGAUGAUAGACUGACCUGCGUGCCUGAAUCUGGGGUUGCCUAGUAAUCUCUUUGCUUGGGGGUAUAUACAACAUGGACUUCGGUUUUGCAUGCUUGCUCGGUGUGAUACAGGUAUAUACGGUCUUGUAUACCGUAGACAACAAGUCAACAAGCUUUGAGAAGAAGAGCUUUUUGGGUUUCUUUUUGACAUUGAGUCAGCUCUGAUGUCUCGAAGUCCAAUAUAUAUAAUGUAAUGGAAAAGGAGCUCCUCCCCUUUUGCCCUUUUGUGAAAACUUGGAAGGAAGAAAUGGAAUCAAUUCAGGCUUUUUUAUAAUUC
Molecule: messenger RNA, 1010 nt
Organism: Populus trichocarpa (black cottonwood)
Lineage: Eukaryota; Viridiplantae; Streptophyta; Magnoliopsida; Malpighiales; Salicaceae
Product: cytokinin riboside 5'-monophosphate phosphoribohydrolase LOG7
Exons: 7
Coding region: 90-737 (215 amino acids)
Biological process (GO): cytokinin biosynthetic process
Cellular component (GO): cytosol; nucleus
Molecular function (GO): hydrolase activity, hydrolyzing N-glycosyl compounds
Source: RefSeq, a predicted model, not a curated record